AGAAGCGAACACCGUCAGAUUGACUUGAGUGCCUCGGACUCUUUUUCUCCUGCAGAGACAAGUGUGAGCAGCAGAAGGCUGACAGGAUGGCAUCAGGUGGGCUCCAGAUGCUGGGCUUGGUCCUGGGCAUUCUAGGCUGGAUCGGGGCAAUUGUGACAUGCGCUGUGCCCAUGUGGAAGGUGACAGCAUUUAUCGGAGAGAACAUCGUGACUGCACAGAUCACCUGGGAAGGCAUCUGGAUGAACUGUGUGGUGCAGAGCACAGGACAGAUGCAAUGCAAGGUGUACGACUCCAUGCUCGCCCUUUCCCAGGAUCUCCAGGCUGCUCGUGCUCUCAUCGUUGUGUCGAUUGUGGUAGGCAUCUUGGGCAUCCUGUUGGGUGUAGCUGGGGGCAAGUGCACCAACUGUGUGGAGGACGAAACAUCCAAGACCAAAGUGGGUGUGGCUGCAGGCGUGGUCUUGAUAGCAGCAGGCAUCCUGUGCCUUAUACCUCUCUGCUGGACAGCCAACGCCAUCAUCCGGGAUUUCUACAACCCCCUGCUGGUCUCCUCACAGAAGAGGGAGAUCGGGGCAUCGCUCUACAUCGGCUGGGCUGCCGCCGCCCUUUUGAUCAUUGGGGGAGGUUUGCAUUGCUGCAAUUGCCCUCCGAAGGAGGACUCAUACAAGGCCAAAUACAGUGCUGCUCGCUCUGCAGCUUCGGCUCCCAAAAACUUUGUUUGACUGGAAUCUGCUGGUCUCCUUUCAAUUUACUGCCCCAGUUAUCCUUUUUGAUUGCCUUGACGCAAAGUGCAUUUCAAAGACUUUAAAAUCAAGUGGAACUUGUGCCUUUGACAUAUGUGAACCAUUGUAUGUAAAAAAGAUAAUGCCGGAGUGCUCCAGAAACAAUAUAUCGUUAUGCCCAAAGGGGCUUUUGACCGUUGCGAUUUUUACAGUGUGUUAAAGACUACGCGAUUCCUCACAAAUGAAUUUAAUAAUCUGUUUUGUGCUUGUCUUGUAUCCAUUAUCUCAAUUGCACCAUAAUGAUGUCAUUAUUUCUCAAUGAGCAGUGUUUACAUUUCUUUGAGAGGCAGGUCAUACAUCUCUUUUGUUCCAUGCCAGAUGAUUAAGUGGUUUUCUUUGUAAACUAUAUACUUCAUGUCUAUAUUCUUGGUGUUUGGUAAUUUUGUAUGAAAUACAAUUUUUCUUGAGAAAAUAAAGAGCUAUUUUUGGAUACAUGCCACAAUACACCGCCAAGCAUUUUCCAUUAUCUAAGAAAAUGAAAAGCAAGAAGAUAAACAUGCAGUGCUGUUUUGUGCUUCUUUUUAAACACUUAUUU
Messenger RNA from Scleropages formosus (Asian bonytongue), 1314 nucleotides. Its product is annotated as claudin-4-like. Gene Ontology annotation, molecular function: structural molecule activity. The record is from RefSeq and is a predicted model, not a curated record. Lineage: Eukaryota; Metazoa; Chordata; Actinopteri; Osteoglossiformes; Osteoglossidae. Gene Ontology annotation, cellular component: bicellular tight junction; membrane. Bases 87 to 719 code for a protein of 210 amino acids. The transcript has a single exon.